AUGGCUAACCCAAUAGGGGAAUGCAAAACCAUAACUCUAAGAAGUGGGAAGGUUGUAGAGGAAGGAGCCCCAAGCAAAGAUAAUCAUGAAGAGGUUGCACCAAAACAUAGGAGCGAGGAUGAAGGGGAGAUUCCAGCUACACCUCCACCAAAACCAGUUUUGAAGCCCUAUGUGCCAAAGGCACCAUACCCGCAAAGACUGAGAAAAGAUGGGAAAGAUGACCAGUUCUUCAAGUUCCUAGAUAUCUUUAAGAGGCUUCAAAUCAACAUACCAUUUGCUGAGGCAUUAGAACAAAUGCCACUCUAUGCCAAGUUCUUGAAGGAGCUUAUAACCAAAAAGAGGAACUGGGAAGCAAAAGAAACCAUAGUGUUGACUGAGGAGUAUAGCCCUUGGGUAAGCCCGGUGCAAGUAGUUCCUAAGAAGGGAGGGAUCACUGUUGUGGCAAAUGAGAAGAAAGGACUGAUACCCAUAAGGACGGUGACCGGAUGGCGUAUGUGCAUUGACUACCGGAAACUUAAUGAAGCCACCGGGAAAGAUCACUUUCCCCUACCCUUCGUGGAUCAAAUGCUUGAAAGAUUGGCAGGACAUGAAGAAUGCAUGGUAGCCUUUGAUGAACUCAAAAAGAAACUCUCCUCUACACCUAUCAUAGCACCACCAAACUGGGAUCUUCCCUUUGAGCUAAUGUGUGAUGCAUCUGAUUUUGCUGUUGGUGCUGUCCUAGGACAGAGGAAAGACAAGCUAGUACAUGUUAUUUACUAUGCUAGCAAGGUCCUUAAUGAUAAUCAAAAGAACUAUACCACCACAGAGAAAGAACUUUUAGCCAUAGUUUUUGCUUUUGAUAAGUAUAGAUUAUAUCUUAUUGGCUCAAAAAUUAAAGAUAGGAGCGGAGCAGAGAACAAGGUAGCUGACCACCUCUCAAGGAUCCCACAAGAAGAAGAGAUGCAGCAAAUGGCAGUAAAUGAAAGAUUUACUGAUGAACAAUUGAUGAUGAUUCAAGUAGCUCCUUUGUUCGCGGACAUAGCCAAUUUCAAUGCUAUUGGGGAGCUACCAACUAACAUCAAUAAGCACAUGAAGAGGAAACUAAUCAAGGAUGCCAAACACUACAUCUGGGAUGACCCCUAUUUGUUCAAAAAGUGUACUGAUGGUGUCCAAAGAAGGUGUAUAUCCCACGAAGAAGGGCAGGAAGUAUUAUGGCAGUGCCAUGGAUCAGCAUAUCAAGGUUACUUCAGUGGAGAAAGGACGGCAGCAAAAGUGCUCCAAUCCAGAUUUUACUGGCCAACAAUGUUUAUGGAUGCCAAGGAAAUGGUGUCAAGGUGUGAUGAAUGUAAAAGAGCUGGAAAUCUAACAAAGAGGAAUGAGAUGCCACAGCAAUACAUACUAGAGCUGGAACUAUUUGAUGUAUGGGGAAUAGAUUUCAUGGGACCCUUCCUAACCUCUUACUCAAACAGCUACAUAUUAGUGGCUGUUGAUUAUGUUUCAAGAUGGGUAGAGGCCAUAGCUACUGCAACAAAUGACAACAAGACCAACGGGCAAGCCGAGAUCUCCAACAGGGAGCUAAAACAAAUCCUUGAAAAAACUGUUGGAAGCUCAGUAAAGGACUGGUCUAGGAAGCUAGACGAUGCUCUAUGGGCCUACAGGACAGCCUUCAAAACCCCCAUUGGGAUGUCACCAUAUCAACUAGUAUUUGGCAAGGCUUGCCACUUGCUAGUUGAACUAGAGCAUAGAGCCUUCUGGGCUCUAAAACUACUGAAUUUUGAUGAGCAAGUUGCUGGAGAAAAGAUAUUGAUGAAACUCAAUGAACUGGAAGAGUUUAGAAAUCAAGCAUAUGAGAAUGAAAAAAUCUUCAAAGAGAACACAAAAAGGUGGCAUGACCAAAAGAUAGCAAUAAGGGAGUUCACUGAAGGACAGAAGGUGUUACUCUACAACUCAAGACUCAAGUUCUUCCCUGGAAAACUUAAGUCUCGAUGGUCAGGACCUUUCACCAUACUCAAAGUGUUUCCCUAUGGUCAUGUGGAGCUCAUGGAAGACAAGACUCAGAGAACUUUUUCUGUUAAUGGCCAUAGACUCAAACACUACUUGGGAGGCUCCUUGGAGGAGCAGAGAGUAAGCUACAAGCUCAGCUAA
Arachis duranensis is the source of this 2124-nucleotide messenger RNA. RefSeq lists its product as uncharacterized. The transcript is spliced from 5 exons. The coding region runs from base 1 to 2124 and encodes 707 amino acids. Gene Ontology annotation, molecular function: nucleic acid binding. The record is from RefSeq and is a predicted model, not a curated record. NCBI's taxonomy places the organism in Eukaryota, Viridiplantae, Streptophyta, Magnoliopsida, Fabales, Fabaceae.